Molecule: messenger RNA, 917 nt
Organism: Manihot esculenta (cassava)
Lineage: Eukaryota; Viridiplantae; Streptophyta; Magnoliopsida; Malpighiales; Euphorbiaceae
Product: V-type proton ATPase subunit c4
Exons: 3
Coding region: 116-613 (165 amino acids)
Biological process (GO): proton transmembrane transport
Cellular component (GO): proton-transporting V-type ATPase, V0 domain
Molecular function (GO): proton-transporting ATPase activity, rotational mechanism
Source: RefSeq, a predicted model, not a curated record
GUUUCGACGAGCUCCUUUUUCACGACCAAAAAGUAGUACUACGGCGAUCGAAACUUCAGAUUCUCUCUGCGAUCCCAGAACCGAACAACAUCGUUUUUAGAUCCGUUAAUCGACCAUGACUUCUGGUUUCAGCGGCGAUGAAACUGCUCCUUUCUUUGGCUUCCUCGGCGCCGCUGCCGCUCUCGUCUUCUCCUGUAUGGGAGCAGCAUAUGGAACAGCUAAGAGUGGUGUUGGUGUGGCAUCAAUGGGAGUGAUGAGGCCUGAACUCGUAAUGAAGUCAAUUGUACCAGUUGUUAUGGCUGGUGUGUUGGGUAUAUAUGGGUUGAUUAUUGCAGUUAUUAUCAGUACCGGAAUUAACCCUAAGGCCAAGUCAUAUUACCUGUUUGAUGGGUAUGCACAUCUCUCAUCUGGUCUUGCUUGUGGCCUUGCUGGGCUUUCUGCUGGAAUGGCCAUUGGAAUUGUUGGUGAUGCUGGUGUCCGAGCUAAUGCCCAACAGCCUAAACUUUUUGUUGGAAUGAUUCUUAUCCUCAUUUUUGCUGAAGCGUUGGCAUUGUAUGGACUCAUUGUUGGCAUUAUCUUGUCUUCCCGAGCUGGCCAGUCUAGGGCAGAAUAAGCAGGGAGAUUAGUACCUAUUGUUAUUCUUUUAUGGCUUAGUGGUGAGAAAGAUUUAAUGAUUGUUCACUGAUUAUUGAUAGUAGGGAAUCCCUUGCACUGUUUUGAAAUUAUGGAAGUCACUGUGUUGCCUGGGCACUUGGUGGUUUCUUUGUGCUCUUUGCAGAAGUAGGACUGAGUCAGUUUAUAUGCAGAAUAAAAGCUGGUGAAGCUGUAAUAUUUUUUUAUUUUUCUCUGAAUGUAUCAAUGUGUUUUGCGGACUAUCAACUGUUGCAGAUGACUUCAAUUUCAGGUCCAAUUCAUCA